This is a messenger RNA of Eublepharis macularius, 1060 nucleotides long. RefSeq names its product ribosomal protein L5 (gene RPL5). Bases 110 to 1003 code for a protein of 297 amino acids. The transcript is spliced from 8 exons. Gene Ontology annotation, molecular function: 5S rRNA binding; structural constituent of ribosome. NCBI's taxonomy places the organism in Eukaryota, Metazoa, Chordata, Lepidosauria, Squamata, Eublepharidae. The record is from RefSeq and is a predicted model, not a curated record. Gene Ontology annotation, cellular component: cytosolic large ribosomal subunit; ribosome. Gene Ontology annotation, biological process: translation; ribosomal large subunit assembly.
CGUAUUGCGCCUGCGCAGUGAGCUCGGCCUUUUCCGCCAGCGUUAAGUGCUGCAGACGUUUCGCUGAGUGGCCCUCGGCCUAAAGCGAAAGAGAAGCGGACCGAGAAUCAUGGGGUUCGUCAAAGUUGUCAAGAAUAAGGCCUACUUCAAGAGAUAUCAAGUGAAAUUCAGGAGAAGGAGAGAGGGAAAGACUGACUACUAUGCUCGGAAACGUUUGGUGAUUCAAGAUAAAAACAAGUACAACACUCCUAAAUACAGGAUGAUUGUACGCAUCACCAACAGAGAUAUCAUUUGCCAGAUUGCGUAUGCUAGAAUUGAAGGCGACAUGAUUGUCUGUGCAGCAUACGCUCACGAGCUGCCAAAGUAUGGUGUGAAAGUAGGCUUGACCAACUAUGCUGCUGCCUAUUGCACGGGCCUGCUGCUGGCCCGCAGGCUUCUGAACAAAUUUGGCCUUGACAAGAUCUAUGAAGGCCAAGUCGAAGUGACAGGUGAUGAAUAUAAUGUGGAAAGUGUGGAUGGGCAACCUGGUGCCUUUACGUGCUACUUGGAUGCAGGUCUGGCUCGAACUACCACUGGGAACAAGGUCUUUGGGGCCCUAAAAGGAGCUGUGGAUGGUGGUCUGUCAAUUCCACAUAGUACCAAGCGCUUUCCUGGGUAUGACUCAGAGAGCAAAGAAUUUAACGCAGAGGUCCACCGCAAGCACAUCAUGGGCCAGAACGUUGCAGAUUACAUGCGUUACUUGAUGGAGGAGGACGAGGACGCUUACAAAAAACAGUUCUCGCAGUAUAUAAAGAACAAUGUGACGCCUGACAUGAUGGAAGAAAUGUAUAAAAAAGCCCAUGCUGGAAUACGUGAGAAUCCAGUCCAUGAAAAGAAACCCAAGAGAGAAGUCAAAAAGAAGAGGUGGAACCGUCCCAAGUUGUCUCUUGCCCAGAAGAAAGAUCGGGUGGCUCAAAAGAAGGCCAGCUUCCUUAGGGCCCAGGAACGUGCAGCCGAUAGCUAAGAUUCCUUCCAUAAUUUUCUAUGAAGAUUUUGGAAAACAAUAAAUUUAUUGAAACAA